AUGUCCGCGCCCUACGACGGUUACGGCCAGCAGCAGCCGUACCCCGACCCAGCCCAGGCAUACGGAGCGCCUGCGCCUGGCGUCCCCGCGCCCGAGCAACAACCGCAUCACCACCACCACGAGCAGCACAAAAAGAAGAAGAGGGCAUAUGCCGCCGAAGCCUUUGAGAUCGGCUCGGGCGCCAAUGCUGCCGUCGGCGGCCAGCUGCCGGGAGGAGGCCAGUACGGCGUGCCCCCCGCUGCCGCUGCCGCUGCUGCUGCCCCGGCCUACGGCGCCUACCCACAGCCCGUCCAGCCCGAGCUGCCGCCACAGCCGCAGUACGGCAUGCCCCAGCCGGCAGCCCCUGUCGGAGGAUACCAGCCGCUGGAGCCCUACUACCCCGGCGCCGGCGCCUCUUCGGUCGGCAUCGUCGCAGGCCUCGCCGGCGGCAUCGCCAACAUGAGCCUCGGCCCCAGCCCAAGCUCUCAGCCAACACCAGCCCAGCAGCAACGUGUUGGCCCUCUCAACCAGCUCUACCCGACCGAUCUGCUCAACCAGCCCUUCAACGUCGCCGAGCUGGAUCUGCCCCCGCCGCCCAUCAUCCUGCCUCCCAACUGCAGCGUGACGCCAUCUCCCAACGCCAACUGCAACCCAAAGUAUGUGCGCUCGACCCUGAACGCCGUGCCGACCUCGCACUCGCUGCUCAAAAAGAGCAAGCUGCCUUUCGCACUGAUCAUCCAGCCUUAUGCCUCGCUGCACGACCUCGAUGACCCCGUUCCCAUUGUUCAAGACCAGGUUAUUUCGCGCUGUCGCCGUUGCCGCUCCUACAUCAAUCCUUUCGUGACGUUCCUCGACAAUGGCCAUCGCUGGCGCUGCAAUAUGUGCAACUUGACGAACGAUGUUCCCCAAGCCUUCGAUUGGGAUGCUGCUGCCCAGAAACCGGUCGAUCGCUGGCAGCGGCAUGAGCUGAACUAUUCGGUUGUUGAGUUUGUUGCUCCUCAGGAGUACAUGGUGCGCCCGCCACAGCCUCUGGUCUACCUCUUCCUGUUCGAUGUCAGCUACGCCGCUGUUUCAACUGGCCUGCUGGCCACGAGCGCUCGUACCAUCCUCGACAGCCUGAACCGCAUCCCUAAUGCCGACCGCCGCACUCGUCUCGGCUUCAUGGCCGUUGACUCGGCCCUGCACUACUUCGUCAUUCCGAAGGACGGCGAGGAGAACGCCGAGACCAGCAUGCUGGUUGUCAGCGAUCUCGAUGAGCCGUUCCUGCCCGUCCCUACUGAGCUGCUGGUGCCGCUUACCGAGUGCCGCAACAACAUCGAGGCCUUCCUGACGAAGCUGCCCGAUAUGUUUGCCAACAACCAGAGCAACGGCUCGGCCAUGGGCCCUGCUCUACGCUCCGGUCACAAGCUGAUUGCGCCGCUCGGCGGCAAGCUGGUCGUUCUGACUGCUUCGCUGCCGAAUCUCGGUGUUGGCAAAUUGGAGAUGCGCGAGGACAAGAAGUUGCUUGGCACCUCCAAGGAGGGCAGCCUGCUGCAGACGGCCAACAGCUUCUACAAGAGCUUUGCUGUGGAGUGCUCUAAGAACCAGGUCUCGGUCGACAUGUUCUUGUUCAGCUCACACUACCAGGACGUUGCCUCGCUCAGCAACCUGCCCCGGUACACUGGUGGUCAGACCUGGUUCUACCCCGGCUGGAACGCCGGCCGUCCUGAGGACGCUAUCAAGUUUGCUUCUGAGUUCAGCGACUAUCUGUCGAGCGAAAUCGGUCUCGAGGCCGUUCUCCGUGUGCGUGCCACAACCGGUUUGCGCAUGAACGCCUUCUACGGCAACUUCUUCAACCGCUCUUCCGACCUGUGUGCCUUCCCUGCCUUCCCCCGCGACCAGUGCUACGUUGUGGAGGUCGCCAUCGACGAGACAAUCCAGAAGAAUGUUAUCUGCCUGCAGACUGCUGUCCUGCAUACUACAUGCAACGGCGAGCGCAGAAUCAGGGUGUUGACACUGGCCCUGCCGACUACCAAUAGCUUGGCAGAUGUCUACGCGUCGGCCGAUCAGGCCGCCAUCACGACCUACUUCACGCACAAGGCGGUCGAGAGGGCGCUCAGCGGCAGCCUGGACGCUGCUCGCGACGCUCUGCAGAGCAAGAUCAUCGAGCUGCUGACCACCUUCCGCAAGGAGCUGGGCGGCGGCGGCGGAGGUGCCCUCGGCGCAGGCCUGCAGUUCCCUGCCAACCUGCGCGCUCUGCCCGCGCUGUUCCUGGGCCUCAUCAAGCACGUCGGUCUGCGCAAGUCGGCUCAGAUCCCGAGCGAUCUCAGGUCUGCGGCCCUCUGUCUGCUCAGUACCCUGCCCCUGCCUCUGUUGAUGCAGUACAUCUACCCCCGCAUGUAUAGUCUGCAUGACAUGCCAGAUAAUGCGGGCCUGCCCGAUCCGGAGACGAGUCAGAUCGUGCUACCGCCGGCCGUCAACUUGUCUGCUGAGCGCAUGGUCAGCUACGGGUUGUAUCUGAUCGAUGACGGGCAGACGCAGUUCCUGUGGGUCGGCCGCGAUGCGGUUCCUCAGCUGCUUAUUGACGUGUUUGGGGUGUCGGACCGAUCGCAGCUGCGCGUGGGUAAGGGCAGCGUGCCGGAGCUGGAUAAUGAGUUUAACGAGAGGGUGCGGAAUGUCAUUUUGAAGAGUCGCGAUCAUAGGAGUCGCGGUGUUGGCAGCGUUACUGUUCCGCAUUUGUAUAUUGUGCGGGAGGACGGCGAGCCUAGUCUCAAGUUGUGGGCGCAGACAAUGCUGGUGGAGGAUCGGGCGGAUCAAGGGGUUGGGUUGGCGCAGUGGAUGGGAAUUUUGAGGGAGAAGGUAAGUUCGUGA
Messenger RNA from Thermochaetoides thermophila DSM 1495, 2829 nucleotides. RefSeq lists its product as uncharacterized. Gene Ontology annotation, cellular component: COPII vesicle coat; endoplasmic reticulum exit site. Bases 1 to 2829 code for a protein of 942 amino acids. Lineage: Eukaryota; Fungi; Ascomycota; Sordariomycetes; Sordariales; Chaetomiaceae. The record is from RefSeq and is a predicted model, not a curated record. Gene Ontology annotation, biological process: intracellular protein transport; COPII-coated vesicle cargo loading; endoplasmic reticulum to Golgi vesicle-mediated transport. The transcript has a single exon. Gene Ontology annotation, molecular function: zinc ion binding; SNARE binding.